Molecule: messenger RNA, 642 nt
Organism: Talaromyces marneffei
Lineage: Eukaryota; Fungi; Ascomycota; Eurotiomycetes; Eurotiales; Trichocomaceae
Exons: 5
Coding region: 1-642 (213 amino acids)
Source: RefSeq, a predicted model, not a curated record
AUGAUUCUAAAACCCCCAAAGCAAGACCCUUCAAUCCUCCCUCUCGUCCCGCAUCUCCCCCAAAAUGAACCAGAAACUGAACCUAAAGUAAUAGCUCUCGGUAGAGACUGGAGCUUUGAGAAAUCUAAACAGACCCCAUUGGGGUUGUUGGCCCCUGAUGGUCUUGACGAUGCCGAUGAUGUCUUUGACGACGUCGAGAAUGUCCUUGACGAGAGUCAAGAACUCCAGGACGUUCUUGAGGACGGGAACGGCGCCGGCGACGAAGCCGGGCAUGGCCGCAGCGACGGAUUUGACGAUGGCGAGCAUGGCGGAUUCCAAUGGAAUCUGGCGGCUGGGAACGACGACGAUGCAAUGAGGUUGAUGAAUGAGUUCGAAAGCUUGAAACGACGUUUUGACAUUGACACGGACACUGAGGUUCUGCCACUGGCUAUGAACCUAGAAACCAGUGACUACUAUGAUACAAAUGACGGUGAAGUCAUCUUGCAAAGCGAGGACUUGGAGGAACUGUUUCAUCCUAUUAUUGAAAACGUGACAGGACUCAUCAGCAAACAAGCCGUCAGAACUAAGGCUGAAAAUAAGUUCCCAAUCUCUAUAAGUCAAGCCAGUUUAGGCCGGUUAAAAGUAGCUAAAGUGACUUUCUAA